Molecule: messenger RNA, 992 nt
Organism: Zophobas morio
Lineage: Eukaryota; Metazoa; Arthropoda; Insecta; Coleoptera; Tenebrionidae
Product: 2-dehydropantoate 2-reductase-like
Exons: 7
Coding region: 471-992 (173 amino acids)
Cellular component (GO): cytoplasm
Molecular function (GO): oxidoreductase activity
Source: RefSeq, a predicted model, not a curated record
GUUUUCUAGCUGCAAAAAUUGCCACAUCACCUCAAGACUUAAUAAUCUCACUUGUGGUUCGCCCUAAAUAUGCAAAAACUUUAAGGGAGGAAGGGCUAAUAGUGUUAUCCGGGAAUCAAAAAAUUUCAACUAAAAACUUUGGAGUGUAUGAGUCUACUUCGAAGAUCCUGGAAACUCAAGAUUUAGUUUUCUUGGCUGUCAAGUCUCCCCAACUUUUAGAAAUUGCGGAGACCUUAACUCCUAUUUUAAACGAUACGACUGUGGUUGUCCCCUUGCAAAACGGAUUUCCGUGGUGGUACUUUCUAAACUACAACGGACCUCAGUCCUAUUCUAACAUAAUUAUAAAAAGCGUCGAUCCUAAGGGCCUUUUAAGCACGGCGAUUAGUAAAGAACGCAUUAUCGGCUCUCUAGUCUAUUUUGCCUGCAGUCUCGAGAAAACCGGUGUUGUACGCCACAUAGAGGGGGGUAGAAUGCCGUUGGGCGAGUUGAUGGGAAACAAAAGCGAUCGAGUCCAGCAAGUCUCACAAAUUUUAAAGGCCGCUGGACUAAAAUCUCCCGUGUUAAAAGACAUCCGUUCUGAAAUUUGGUUGAAGUUAACAGGCACAUUGGCGUUCAAUCCCAUCUCUGCAUUGACUCACGCCACUUUAGAGGAGCUCUGCACUUUCCCGCCUACCAAAGAACUGGUGCACUCGAUGAUGAAAGAGGCCGAAUCUAUUGCCAAGGCUUUAGGGGCAACCAUUCGCCUUCCCUUGGAAAAACGAAUAGAAGGAGCCGCACGCAUCAAAGGGCACAAGACCUCGAUGUGUCAAGAUAUCGAAAAGGGAAGAAGGACGGAAAUCGAAUGCGUUUUGGGGGCUGUCCUCGAGCUGGCCGAACUAACCAGCAGCAACGCAACCAAUCUGAAGUGUGUUUACGCCUGCGUUAAGCUCCUGGAGUUCGUCGUUGACAGGCAUCACGUGUCUAUCAAGCCACUGAAUAGAGGAGCAGAUUAG